This is a messenger RNA of Anopheles nili, 840 nucleotides long. RefSeq names its product barH-like 1 homeobox protein. NCBI's taxonomy places the organism in Eukaryota, Metazoa, Arthropoda, Insecta, Diptera, Culicidae. Gene Ontology annotation, biological process: cell differentiation; regulation of transcription by RNA polymerase II. Gene Ontology annotation, cellular component: nucleus. The coding region runs from base 1 to 798 and encodes 265 amino acids. Gene Ontology annotation, molecular function: RNA polymerase II cis-regulatory region sequence-specific DNA binding; DNA-binding transcription factor activity, RNA polymerase II-specific. The transcript has 4 exons. The record is from RefSeq and is a predicted model, not a curated record.
AUGGAAUCAAGUAAAUCGUUUUUUAUACGUGACUUACUGGGGGAUUUAAUCAGUAGUCGGCAACCAGAACAAUCUUUCCCAAACAGAUUGAUGACGACAUCGGAAACAGAAGACGAAGAAAACAGUGAUGUAGAUAUAGAAGACAGAUCUUCUUCCGAUUCUGGGAUUAUUGGUUCAUACAAUGCAUACAUCAGCACUGUGGAUGAAACAAAGGAUAACGUCAGCCGAACAUUACUCGCUUCCAUCGGACACGUUGCUAAUACUAAUUGUAACAUGGCGUUGGACCGUGAUCUGCAUACACCCGGAAUAAUUGUAAAAAAUGGUCGGAAACCUCGCCGUCGAAGAACUGCAUUUACUCAUGCUCAGUUGGCAUAUUUGGAACGCAAGUUUAGAUGCCAAAAAUACUUGUCCGUAGCGGAUAGAAGUGAUGUAGCAGAUGCAUUAAACCUCUCAGAAACGCAGGUUAAAACAUGGUAUCAAAAUCGCCGAACAAAAUGGAAGCGACAAAACCAGCUUCGACUAGAGCAAUUACGCCACCAGGCAACGUUGGAAAAAGAUUUGAUAAAUGUGGCUUCCGUUACUGCCGGGGUUCUUACUCCAAGGCACCAUCAACGGCCUGAACUGACGGCUAGCACUGCACCAGUUACCGGAACCGGAAUUCAAUGUUGUCAGACAUCACCCGCCCUCUCCGUGUCGUCAGCUUUCGUUUCUUCCAACCCGUGCAAUUUUCUAACGUCUGCAGCGGCAGCUGCAGCUAUCUUUCGGAACGUAAGCUACGCUAAUGGUUGUCCGAUGUAAUGUGAAACGAAAUGUCGCUGUGCUAAGUUAUUAGACGAUAUG